Ramularia collo-cygni is the source of this 1779-nucleotide messenger RNA. Its product is annotated as related to transporter (major facilitator superfamily). Gene Ontology annotation, biological process: transmembrane transport. Lineage: Eukaryota; Fungi; Ascomycota; Dothideomycetes; Mycosphaerellales; Mycosphaerellaceae. The record is from RefSeq and is a predicted model, not a curated record. Gene Ontology annotation, molecular function: transmembrane transporter activity. The transcript is spliced from 3 exons. Bases 1 to 1779 code for a protein of 592 amino acids.
AUGAGAUCGCCGGAAUCGAGUUUCGACGCCAGAGAUGGAGCACAACGAAGCGAUACCAGGAACAAUGAUACCUCCCCCGAGAAUCCAGCGGCAAACAAUAGCGUUGAAAGGGAAGACAGACACAACGACAACGACGAUCCAACUCCCCAAAUCCCAGAACCCUCAUCGAACAUUACCGGCUGGCGAUUAAUCAUCACCCUACUCCUCCUAUCCCUAACAGCCUUCGUCGUAUCCCUCGACGACACAAUCGUCGCAACAGCCAUACCACGCAUCACAGAUGACUUCCAUUCCAUAGCGGACGUGGCAUGGUACGGUUCCGCAUACCUGCUCACCCUAGGUGGUAUGCAGCUCCUAUUCGGAAAAUUGUACGCAAUACACUCGGACAAGAAGAUUUACACCGGUUCAUUGUGUAUUUUCAUCACGGGCUCCACGGUCUGCGGCACGGCGUCCAGCUCCGUCGUGAUGAUUUUCGGUCGUGCUUUGGCUGGAGUUGGAGCUGCUGGGCUUGUUACUGGUGCGCUGAUCAUUAUUGCGCAUUCCGCACCGUUGAGGUUGCGGCCUGUUUAUACUAGUAUUGUCGGCAGUAUGACGGCCGUUGGAAGCGUGGCGGGUCCUCUUCUUGGAGGAGUCAUUACCGAUCGAUUAUCAUGGCGAUGGUGCUUCUACAUCAAUCUUCCUAUUAUUGGGACAUUGCUUGCGCUGUUCUUAUUCCUCUACCGUCCGCGAAGAAGACAACAGAGUCCAUCAUCAUCUGGUCUGUUAUGCGGGGGAUCGAGAUUGCAACGAGUGCUUCGAUAUGAUCCGCUGGGGAAUCUUGCGUUCUUGUUUGCGGUGGUUUGUUUUCAGAUUGCUUUGCAAUGGGGUGGUGCGCAAUUCUCCUGGCAUAGUCCGCGGGUGGUGGCGCUCUUUGUCUCCUCGGCUGUGCUGCUUAUGAUUUUCGCACCGGUCGAGUGGAUGAUGGGUCAGCAUGCGACGCUUAAUGUGCGGAUUGCGAGACAGCGGACGGUAGCUUCCAGCGGUGCACUCAUCGCCCUCUUAGGCGCAUCCUACUACUCCGCAAUCUAUUAUCUUCCCCUCUGGUUCCAAGGAGUCCAAGGAGCUUCACCUACCCACUCAGGCGUAUUGAGCAUCGCACUCCUCAUAUCGAUGAUUGUCUCGUCACUCCUCUCCGCCGGACUGGUCUCUAAAACCGGUUACUACAACCCCUUUGCACUUGCCGCCCCGAUCCUCGCGGCCUGUGGGACUGGCUUGUUGACGACUUUGGAGCCGGACUCGGGACCUGGUGAGUAUAUUGGAUAUCAGGUUUUACUUGGGAUUGGUAUUGGCUGCGGAUUCCAUCAACCUUUCAUCGCCGUGCAAGCCGUUCUCCCGGAAGCAGACGUCGCCAGCGGAAUCGGCCUAAUAAUGUGUGCAGAAAUGCUAGGUGGUGCCUUGGGAAUCGCCGUGUCACAAAAAAUCUUCGAGAACCAACUGGUAGCCUUUGUGAACAAAUCCCGACCAGAGAUUCAUGCCUCUGCAAUCUUACAGACGGGCGCAACAGGUCUCGCUGCGCUGUUGCCGGAAAAAUCUAGUAAAGAGGUGGCAAAGGCUUAUAGUGAUGCCGUUACUGCUACUUUUUAUUUGGCGGCGGGAUUGGCGGCUGCUGGCUUUGUUGCGGCUUGCUUUAUGGAGUGGAAGAAUAUUAAGAAGACGGAAGGUGAUGAUGAUGAUGAUCGGAGCAAGGGUGAAGAAAUCGAAAUUGAUGAGACGGUUAAGAGGCCGAGGGAAUUGACUGUUUAG